Messenger RNA from Rhodamnia argentea, 1465 nucleotides. RefSeq names its product diaminopimelate epimerase, chloroplastic-like. Lineage: Eukaryota; Viridiplantae; Streptophyta; Magnoliopsida; Myrtales; Myrtaceae. The transcript is spliced from 9 exons. Gene Ontology annotation, molecular function: diaminopimelate epimerase activity. Bases 127 to 1239 code for a protein of 370 amino acids. The record is from RefSeq and is a predicted model, not a curated record. Gene Ontology annotation, cellular component: cytoplasm; cytosol.
UCCCAAGUGAAGUCCACCGUGGAGUGUGGAGUAGAGCACGACCAAAUCAGUCAACAGAACGACCGCCCCGGGAGCGAGGAGGAGCCGCCACAGCAGACAACCACCCAAGCGAUCGCGAGCGAAGACAUGGCCAUGGCCGCCACCUCCACCACGACUCUCCCUUCGAGCCCCGCUUCCCGCAUUCCCUCAGCCUCCGUAAAACCCUUCUCGUUCUUCUCGCCCUCUCCCGAUUCGUCCCCUCCUCAGUUCGGUCUCCUCCGUGCCAGAAUCCCCCUCUGGAACCCUCGGCUCUCGAUCUCCGCCGCCGCCUCCAUGAGCGUGCGGGCUCCGGAGAGGAGCUCGCCUCCGUCGUCCUUCCUCGACCGCCGGGAGAGCGGUUUCCUCCAUUUCGUAAAGUACCACGGCCUCGGCAACGACUUCAUCUUGGUUGAUAAUAGGAACUCUUCGGAGCCUCGAGUUACUCCGGAGCAAGCAGUGAAGCUGUGCGAUCGUAACUUUGGGAUAGGUGCUGAUGGAGUGAUUUUCGCCAUGCCCGGGAUUAAUGGUACCGACUACACUAUGAGGAUUUUUAAUUCCGAUGGUAGUGAGCCUGAGAUGUGUGGUAAUGGAGUGCGAUGCUUCGCUCGAUUCAUAGCUGAGCUUGAAGAUCUAAGUGGAAGACAACGUUUUACCGUGCACACUGGUGCUGGUCUAAUUGUUCCAGAGAUUCAAGAUGAUGGGAAGGUUACGGUUGAUAUGGGGGAACCGAUACUCAAAGCUUCUGAUGUGCCCACAAAAUUAUUGCCAAACAAAGACCACUCUGUGGUCAAAUCCGAACUAAAAGUGGAUGGACUAACCUGGAAUGUGACAUGUGUUAGCAUGGGAAAUCCCCACUGUGUCACCUUUGGUGCGAAAGGAGAACAGAAUUUGCAGGUUGACAAACUAAACUUGGCUGAAAUAGGUCCAAAAUUUGAGCAUCAUGAGAUGUUUCCUGCAAGAACGAACACAGAAUUUGUGCAAGUUCUCUCUCCUUCACACCUGAAAAUGCGUGUUUGGGAACGUGGGGCUGGAGCAACCCUAGCUUGUGGUACAGGGGCAUGUGCUGUGGUUGUUGCAGCAGUUCUUGAGGGACAAGCUGGGAGGUGUUGCACAGUGGAUUUACCUGGAGGUCCACUGGAGAUUGAAUGGAGAGAGAAAGACAAUCAUGUAUACAUGACUGGCCCAGCUGAGGUGGUCUUCUAUGGAUCCGUACCCAUAUAGCACGAACUGAACUUUUGUACUGUCCGGCUGUACCUAACAAACUAGAAUUUUUGUAACAUGCAAUUGUGAUAGAAAAGACUGGGAAAGAGUGUUAGGAGCGUCUGGAUAACUGUAGCCAUGUCUUAUUCAAGUUGAGUUGUCUAAUGUAACAACGGAAUGGUCUUUAUGAUCAAUUUGUUUACAGCUGGUUUGAUGAUGAAGUCAUCUCGUGCAAUAAAUUUAGUGA